AUGGCAUCAGCUGUGGUCCAGGUAUGUUUUGCUGAUCCACCCAGCAGAUCCCAAUGGAACUUACGGCAUUGUGGUGUACUGUGCUUCAUCAAGGAUAAUAUCCAGCGGUCGCAUUAUCUGAGGGUAUUUUGCCUAGAUAGGCAAUCUGUUGUUUGGGAACAAGAAUUGUACAGUGCUUUUGAAUACUGUGCACCAAGACCAUAUUUCCACACUUUUGAAGGGGAUGAUUGUCGUGUGGGGCUCAAUUUUGCCAAUGACGCAGAGGCAGAAUUCUUUUUGAUGGCUAUAAAAGGGAAUAUGAGAAUCAAAUCGGAAAAACGAGAGCGUCGACGGUUAUCGCAGCAACAGUCACAGCCAUGGGUGAAACCGACUCCAGUGGCUAUCAAUGGAUCAGCAUCGAAAACUACAGUGCGAACGACGAUAACCACAAACAGCGUCAUGACUAAAAAUUCCGAAAAAGACAAAAACAAGAAGCUUACAAAAGCCGAUAUUGGACUACCUUCUGACUUUAAACAUCUUAGUCACGUUGGAUGGGAUCCAAAUCAAGGUUUUGCCCUAGACAAUGUCGAUCCAAAUCUGCUCUCACCUUCGACACUACCAGUGAGAAAUCGACCAUCGAAGAUGCAGAUGGCCAGGUGGGCUCCUCCCUCGCGAUUGAUCGCAGCUCCCUCGUCAUCUUCUUCCAUUAGAAUUUCUUUCCCACUGUCCAUUGCUACACCAGCAGUUCUUCAGCUCGCCCCUGCAUUAAAAAUGGCUCCGGUUACGAUCGUCGCGCCACCACCUUCGCCAGCAGGUAGCCCUCCUCCACCUCCACCACUUCCACCAACGCCAUCGUUGGAUAGACCUUUUCCUUCUCUCCGUUCCUUGGAUCUUCCAUCAACUCCUGUUGCACCUGUUCAGCCAGUCCGUAGUGCUUUAACGGACACUAUCAAAGAAGGACAGAAGAUCGCAUCCGUUCCUGUUGAGGCCGAUCCAUCGAUGAAGAAGGAUUUGAAAUCAUCGGUUACACCUGAUUCAAGCAAAGGUUUGCUCGGUCAAAUACGGGCAGGCAAAAGAUUGAAGCCAGUGGAGAAAGAUGACAACCAAGCAUCUGUGAGUGACGAUGUCAUGGAAGUUAUGGCCGGAGCUUUGAAUCGUGUCUUGGAGGAAAGGUGCCGCGUCAUCCAUUCGGACAGUGAAGACAGCGGACAAGAUCAGGACGACGAUUGGACCGACUAAUUCUGUUUUGCAUACAAAAGUAUUUGA
Molecule: messenger RNA, 1245 nt
Organism: Daphnia carinata
Lineage: Eukaryota; Metazoa; Arthropoda; Branchiopoda; Diplostraca; Daphniidae
Product: actin nucleation-promoting factor WAS-like
Exons: 3
Coding region: 1-1218 (405 amino acids)
Biological process (GO): actin filament organization
Molecular function (GO): actin binding
Source: RefSeq, a predicted model, not a curated record